AAUAAAAUCACAAUAAAAUAAUAAAUAAAUAAAUAGAAAAAGUCGUGAUCACAAAAAAACAUCUAUUUUGUUACUUUGAGAUCACAAUAAAAUAAAAUCACAAUAAAAUAAUAAACAAACAAAUAAAUAAAUAAAGUCGUGAUCACAAAAAACAUCUAUUUUGUUACGUUGAGAUCAAAACAAAAUCACAAUAAAAUAAAAUCACAAUAAAAUGAAAAAUAAAUAGAAAAAGUCGUGAUCACAAAAAAACAGCUAUUUUGUUAUGUUGAGAUCACGAGAAAAUUAAGUAAAUAUCACCAAAAAAACUACUAUUUUGUAAUGUUCAGAUCACGAGAAAAUUACGUCGUGAUCACAAAAAAAACAAGAAAGAAAGAAAAGUAAAAAAAGAAGACGAAUGGUGUCCUCUUAGGGCUUCCGUAAGAAAUAAAAUAAUAUAUAUUAGUUCCAUAAAUCAAAGCGCGUUGUAUGACUUUUAUUUUGAAAUGUAAACUCUGUUCCGGUUUGUACCGGGAGUAAUGAAAGAAGUAGCAAGUAUGGAGUCACUAACAGAGCAAAGCGGGCUCCCUCGGGCAGAGAGAAAAGCUCUUGAAAGAGCUAAACUCGUUCAAAAAGAGACUCAGAGAAAUAAUUUUAAACUGGUGGCCGGGAUAUUAAAGAAACCCGAACGCGAGCGAACCCAAGAGGAGUGCGCUUUACUUGAAGGGCAUCGAGACACCGUGCAAGAGCUGAGCAAACGCCAGGCUCGGAGAAACCUCCUCAAACGGAAACAGGAAGAGCUCUUUGAUGAUGAGGAGGAUCUGAGCACCAAAGUGAAGCAGCUGGCCGAAGCGAUGCGUCAGGCUCGCCACGUUGUCGUCUACACCGGAGCCGGGAUCAGCACGGCUGCUUCCAUCCCGGAUUACCGCGGGCCUAACGGAGUGUGGACUCAGCUCCAGAAGGGACACGCUGUCAGACACUCAGACCUCAGCGAAGCAGAACCGACUCUGACUCACAUGUGUAUCCAGAUGUUACACAAAGUCAAAAUGGUUCAACACGUGGUCUCUCAAAACUGUGACGGUCUCCACUUGCGCAGCGGGCUUCCCAGACACGCCCUGUCUGAGCUGCAUGGGAAUAUGUUCAUCGAGGUGUGUGUGUCGUGCUCUCCGGUUCGCGAGGUGAUCCGUCUGUUCGAUGUGACGGAGCGCACGGCGCUGCACAGGCACGCUACGGGCCGGCGGUGCGCUCACUGCAGAGGGGAGCUGAGGGACACCAUAGUGCACUUCGGUGAGAGAGGCAUCCUGGAGCAGCCGUUAAACUGGAAAGGUGCCGCGGCGGCAGCAGAACAGGCCGAUCUCAUCCUCUGCCUCGGCUCCAGUCUGAAGGUCCUGAAGAAGUAUGCGUGCUUGUGGUGCAUGAAAAAAACAGCUGCUAAGAGACCAAAGCUAUAUAUUGUCAACCUUCAGUGGACACCAAAAGAUGAUUUGGCCACUCUGAAAAUACAUGGAAAGUGUGAUGAUGUAAUGCGUCUCCUGAUGGAAGAGUUAGGAGUUGAAAUUCCAACUUACGACAGAUCCGAGGAUCCCAUCUUCAGCUUAGCCACCCCUCUCAGAGUGGACGAAGAGGACAGUCACAGCCGUAAAACCUUAGCGCCCCCUGCUGCACUGGAGCACUCUGAGUCUGAUUCAGCGAGUCAAGCUGAAGAGACUGGAGUACAGGGUGGCUGGUUUGGGCGAGGUUAUUCCAAGGCAAGGAAGAAAAGAAAAACUACAUAGUGACAUGGAGUUUUGCUUCAGGAUAGCAGAGUUUUUGCUUCAAAGAAACAUUCCACCAGCAAUCCAUAUAUUUAUGAUUAUACUGCAAAUCCAGCUAUUUUGAUAUAUUAUUAUGAGACAGUUUGGUCACCUGGAUGACUGAAAAUACUUUACUAAGAAGUGCAGAUGUGUUCUCAGUAGAAAAACAGUGAGGUUUCUAUUCACCUGUUAGGAUAAUAAAACUGCCAAUAAAUGCAAUCAAGGAUGAUAGAAACAGACUUUGAAACUAUCAAGUCCAGUAGGUGUAUAUAAGCAUGCAUUCAGGUAAAAUAACUAAACCAGCCUUAACCUCAGUAUAAAAGUGUCUCUGCUGUAAAUAAUUACAGUUUCAGUGCUGUGUGGAAUGUUUCUUUAAGAUAUUAAUUGCAUUAGGACUGUGCCAGAUUUUCAGUAUUAGCCAUUUGCACCUUAUGUUUAUUCUCUCAGGUAUUAAGCAAAACUUGAUGCAUUCAAUUAUGCUUAGAAUCAGUGUUGAGAGAAGCUUAAAUGAAGUCUAAUUCUGACUCCUGUGUGGUUGAGUUUUGUUUUACUUGCUCCACCACAUCUAGUGUGCACAAGGUCAGAAAUUUGAUGAAAUCUGUAGUGAAGAUUUUAUAAAAGUAGCUUGCUACUUUAAAAUGUCAUCUAUAGACUAGGACAAAGUCAGUUUAUCAAUAAUGCACAGCAGUGGUCAUCCAUUAUGGUGCUUUCACACUUGCCAUUUUUUUCCCUGUCAACCAUCAGAGCAGGUUUUACGUGAAGUCCUCUGGAAAGUGGCCGUAAGCAGGUUCAAUUGACCGAUCUAAAAAAAAAAAAACAACAACAAAAAAAAAAGAGUAUUAGUGAAGGAGAUUUACUACGUGUUGAAAAGACAAUAUUUUUAUUGCCGAUAUUUCAACAUCACACACUAACUAAAAUGCACAAGCUGUUUAUUUUUAGGGUGUUCACCAGUAUGUGAUGUGACCUCCCAAUUUAACUGAUGCAGCAUACAGGUAGGUCACACAAGCAGGUCAAAUUCUCUUGAUGUUUUGCCUCCAAAGCUACAGCAAAGCCAAACAAGCUCCUCAUCAUCAGAGUUAUACCAAUCUUUAUUUCAUCUGCAUUCUUGAUAAAUAAAUCUAUUCUAUAUAGGACAAGACCGACUAGUCAGUUACUUGCUGAUUAAAACAUUGUUGUAGUUGUAUCUCAUUGCGCGAGCUGACUUUUUUUGUUGUUGUUGUUUGUCCAUAUCCGUACAAAAAAAAAAAUCUGUAUUUUUACUGAAGAAAAGUGUGAAAGCACCCUUCCAGUUAUCACUGAGUCAAAUUCUCAACAGUGUUUGUGGCAGCAGACCACCAUCGAUGGAAAUUACACUUUAGAAAUUCAUUUCAUAACAUUUAUUUAAGUUAUAAUUUAAAAACCUUGGGUAGAACAUUAUUGCCUUAGACACUCUAUGUAAUGUAGUACAUGGGUCAGAAAAAAAUUCCUAAUGAUGUACAGCUUAAUAACGAACAAACUGUGUGUACAUAUAUGACCUUUUAUUUUAAAGGAUGAUGUGGAUUGAGUUCUGGAACGUCUCUAAUUUAGCAGUGACUCCGUCGCUGCUCAUAACACUGUGUUUACAUGAGCUCAGUUAAUGGUGUAGUCUUAAAUUACUGUGGAAAUGUACUGAUCCUCAGACAAAUGAAAAUUUAUGUAUAGAGACUUAACAUGUCUCGUGUGUUUAUAUUACAUUAGCUUUGUAAGUUUGUGUGAAUUUUCUUUUUAAGAUUAUUUUAAACCUACAAGAGGGUUUGGUUUUUGUAUUUUGGUGUUCGUCUUGAAUUUGGACAGACUGAACCACUAUGAUGUUUAAUGUACCUGUAAGUUGAAUUUGUUGAACAGAAUAAAAAGGAAAAUUUAAUACGGGUUAAUCUCUCUUUCUCUUACAAAUUUUUGUCUUUCCUCAUUUAGGGUCAUGAACUUGUAUGCAAAUGUUUUUUUCUUAUGGCUUGUCUCGGACAAGCCGUGAUAAAAGUUUACUGUUUUAAGCUGUUAUUUGCUGUUUUUGUGUGCAUUUAACCCGUGGAAGUCAUUUUGACCCAUGGAUGUAACUUUUUUUUUUUGAAUGAAUGUUUAUCAAAUUACAAAAAGAAUGACUUUGGAUGGUAAGUUAAACACGUCAUAGUUUUUCACUGUAAUCUUUACAGCAAUUACACUUGAGACAAAUAAGAUGAACUAAGAAACUUUUUGGUUUGAUCCCUCUUAUUUUAUUGGAAUGUCUUUUUGUAUAAAUAUGUUUUGUAAAUGGAACUGAACACACACUGUCACUGCUGUUAAAAGCUUUAUUCCUUUAUC
Ictalurus furcatus (blue catfish) is the source of this 4085-nucleotide messenger RNA. RefSeq names its product sirtuin 7 (gene sirt7). Gene Ontology annotation, molecular function: NAD+ binding. The record is from RefSeq and is a predicted model, not a curated record. The transcript has 10 exons. Bases 516 to 1751 code for a protein of 411 amino acids. Lineage: Eukaryota; Metazoa; Chordata; Actinopteri; Siluriformes; Ictaluridae.